Messenger RNA from Tribolium castaneum (red flour beetle), 955 nucleotides. RefSeq lists its product as hypothetical. The record is from RefSeq and is a predicted model, not a curated record. NCBI's taxonomy places the organism in Eukaryota, Metazoa, Arthropoda, Insecta, Coleoptera, Tenebrionidae. The transcript is spliced from 2 exons. Bases 101 to 910 code for a protein of 269 amino acids.
GUCUUGACAAAAAUUAUUUAUUAUUGUCAAUGGUUGUCCCAACAACGCUGAAUAACAACAAAACUGUAAACAAAACUUGACAAUUUCCACUGUCGUAAAAAUGAACUUGUGGUACUUUGUCCUGUUAUUAUCAUCGUCUUGUGUCCAACUGUCCUCAACAGACCCCUCAAGUAAGGGUUUCAAACUUGCAAAAGGAAUUCACCCUUACGUUGUUCUAAUCGUUGAUGUGACUUCAGAAGACCCUAUUGAACGAUUUCUAGCAUCAGGAACAAUAUUAAAUGCACAAUGGGUCCUCUCAGUAGCUGAGCCCUUCAAAGACAAAAACGCAUCAGAUUUGGCAAUAUUUGGAGGAUCACAAGUGUUUACCGACAUCAAUUAUGAUCAAAUGAAUUAUACUGUACAAAAUUACACCAUACAAACUGACCCUCCGAAACCUGGAUUCGAACUGAUCUUGCUGCAAACUACAUACUUCAUGUAUUUCCAUAAUUAUUUCUGGCCGGUUGUUUACGGUUUCAAGCGGGUAUUGAAUCGUUACUUGCAUUGUGAAUUGGUUUCUUGGUACUUGACCACUGACAAAUGGGUCAAAUCACGAGUAUUUCUCUAUCCGCAAAAAAACUCAGAUAAGUGUAAGGCCGACGAAGAGUAUGAAUUUUGCAUUGAAGUCAUGUCUGAUCGGAAAGAACAGUUAAAUCCAUGUGCGUCUAAAAUCAAUCUGGGGAUUCCCCUAAUGUGUGAUAUUGCAAUGGAGGGCGUUUUUCUGGGUGUGGGGGAUGGUGGGUGCGAUAAAAUCGCUCAGAAUAAAGCCUAUCUUUUUAAUAAGGAUCCGAAUAUUGCCAAGUUCUUGUAUGAGGUGCAGGCCGAUAAUACUGCGUAUGAAUCAGGUGUUAAAGACAAAACCGAUAGUGAAUAACGCAAGAUUUAGUUAUAAAAUAUUUAACAAUGUAAAAAUAAACUU